AUGGAGGAAAGGAUGAUGAUCAAAGAGAAAAAUGGUUAUUUUAAAUAUAUGGAUAUAUGGCAACACGUUUUCAUCACGAAAUCGUCACGGCAACCCUCAAAUCCGGACUCACCAGCUCCAGCUGGUGACGACGAUUCGGAUUAUUUAUUGGAUAUGCCUCUCAGUGAGGGAGCCGAUUCUCUACAGCGGUACACUUUGAGAAGGAGGCGAUGCCUUCAACAAAAAGAAGAAGAUGCUUGUUGUACCUCUACAUUAGCUGCAACAGCUGAUGACAUUCCUUCUUUUAAACCAUCGACAAAACGUUUUAAACCAGAUAGUCCUGGUGAAGCAAGAAAAUCUUGUAUUCGAAGUGUCUCAGAUUACUUAUAUCCCCCUGACGAUGGUACAUGCUAUUUUGAUCUUCUACCGGAAGAAUUAACAACUAAGAUAUUUACAUAUUUAUAUGAAAAAGAUUUAACAACAUGUACCUUAGUAUCACGAAAAUUUUAUAAAAUUUCAAAUAAACCCGACAUAUGGAAAUUUUUAUUUCAACAAGUUUUUGAAUAUACAACACCUUUAUAUCAUCCAUCACCUACUAAAUUUGAAUUUCGUGAACCACAUAGAUGGAAAGAUUGUCAAAAUCCAUGGAAAGAAAGUUUUAAACAAUUAAAAGAUGCUGUACAUGUUAGACCUAGUAGAGGUUCAUUAUAUGAAUCUCAUGCCGGUAGAAAUAUGAUUCAUUUUGAUACUAUAGAACUUGCUAUUAGAUUUUUAGAAACAACUAAUACUCCAGAACGUCUCAUCCUUAUACAUACGGGUAUAUAUCAUCCAUCACCAAUUUUAAUUAAUAAAGCAAUUCAAAUGAUUGGUGCUGCACCAGGAAAAAAUGUAAUGAAAAAAGUUAUUAUUGAAAAUUCAAUAGCAACAACAAUAUCAUUUAUUGAUGGAAGUAUUAAUGCUUAUCUAGGUUAUAUGACUAUACGUUUUAAUCCAGAUCGUAAUAGUACACAACCACAACAAUUAAAUUAUGCUAUACAAAUUGUUGAUGAAUCAACACCAACUAUUGAUAGAUGUAUUAUUUAUUCUUCAUCAGUUGUUGGAGCUGCAGUUUGUGUUAAAAAACAGACAGCAGAUCCAAAAAUGAAACAUUGUUCAAUUUGUGAUUGUGAAAAUGUUGGAAUAUUUAUAUGUGAUGGAGCACGAGGAACAUAUGAAGAUUGUGAAAUUGCACGUAAUAAUUUAGCCGGUGUAUGGGUUAAAAAUCAUGCUAAUCCAUUCUUUAGAAGAUGCCAUAUACAUCAUGGUAGAGAUGUUGGUAUUUUUACUUUUGAAUAUGGUAUGGGAUUUUUUGAAAAAUGUAAUAUACAUGGUAAUCGUAUAAGUGGUAUAGAAGUUAAAAAUCAUGCUAAUCCAACUGUAGUUCGUUGUGAAGUUCAUCAUGGUCAAACUGGUGGUAUAUAUGUUCAUGAAAAAGGACGUGGACAAUUUAUGGAAAAUCGUAUAUAUGCUAAUGCUUUUGCAGGUAUCUGGAUAACAGCUGGUUCAGAUCCUACAAUUAGAAAAAAUGAAAUUUUUACCGGUCAACAAGGUGGUGUUUAUAUUUUUAGUGAGGGAAGAGGUUUGAUAGAACAAAAUAAUAUUUAUGGUAAUGCUUUAGCUGGAAUACAAAUAAGAACAGGAUCUGAUCCAAUUGUACGACUAAAUAAAAUUCAUGAUGGUUUACAUGGUGGUAUAUAUGUUCAUGAGAAAGGUAAAGGUCUUAUUGAAGAAAAUGAAGUAUAUGGUAAUACAUUAGCUGGAAUUUGGGUAACAACUGGUUCUUCACCAAUUCUAAGAAAAAAUAGAAUACAUUCCGGUAAACAAGUUGGUGUAUAUUUUUAUGAUAAUGGACAUGGAUUAUUAGAAGAAAAUGAUAUUUUUAAUCAUUUAUAUUCUGGUGUACAAAUACGUACUGGAUCAAAUCCAAAAAUAACAAGAAAUAAAAUAUGGGGAGGACAAAAUGGUGGUGUUUUAGUGUACAAUGGAGGACUGGGUGUAUUAGAAGAUAAUGAGAUAUUUGAUAAUGCAAUGGCCGGAGUAUGGAUAAAGACUGAUUCUCAUCCAGUAUUAAGAAGAAAUAAAAUUUAUGAUGGUAGAGAUGGUGGUGUAUGUAUUUUUAAUAAAGGCCGUGGAUUAUUAGAAGAUAAUGAUAUAUAUAGGAAUGCACAAGCUGGUGUAUUAAUAUCAACAGAAUCUAAUCCAACAUUACGUCGUAAUAGAAUUUUUGAAGGUAAAGCAGCUGGUGUUGAAAUCACAAAUGGUGCUAGUGCUACACUUGAACAUAAUCAUUUGUUUCUUAAUAAAUUUGGUGGUUUAUGUCUUGCUACAGAUGUUCGUCCAAUAUUAAGGGAUAACAAAGUUUAUGAAAAUUAUAAUGCUGUUGAAAAGGCUGUCAGUAAAGGACAUUGUUUAUUUAAAAUUAGUUCAUGUACCUCAUUUCCAAUGCAUGAUUUUUAUAGAUGUAUAACAUGUAAUACAACAGAUAGGAAUGCAAUUUGUAUUAAUUGCAUAAAAGUAUGUCAUAAAGGGCAUGAAGUAGAAUUUGUCAGACACGACAGAUUUUUCUGUGACUGUGGUGCUGGUACAUUAGAUAAACAAACAUGUAGACUCCAGACAGAAAUUAGAGAUAAUGAUACUGUUUAUGAUUCCGCUACCCCUACAGAGACAGAAACACCAAGUACCCUAAAUAAUGGAUAG
Strongyloides ratti is the source of this 2715-nucleotide messenger RNA. RefSeq names its product F-box domain and Zinc finger, N-recognin domain and Carbohydrate-binding/sugar hydrolysis domain and Periplasmic copper-binding protein NosD, beta helix domain and Pectin lyase fold/virulence factor domain and Pectin lyase fold domain and Zinc finger, N-recognin, metazoa domain and Parallel beta-helix repeat-2-containing protein. The record is from RefSeq and is a predicted model, not a curated record. Bases 1 to 2715 code for a protein of 904 amino acids. The transcript has 5 exons. Gene Ontology annotation, biological process: regulation of apoptotic process; protein ubiquitination; ubiquitin-dependent protein catabolic process. NCBI's taxonomy places the organism in Eukaryota, Metazoa, Nematoda, Chromadorea, Rhabditida, Strongyloididae. Gene Ontology annotation, molecular function: protein binding; zinc ion binding.